AUGGCGGCUGAGAAUGGGUUCGACUGCGAGAGAGUGGGAAGAGAAGAAGCAGAACACAUCGAAGGGUGUUUGAGCAAGUUCAUCGAUGAUGGCACCGUCGAAAGUCACAGAUACUACUUGUCUCGCAGAACCACUCUGGAAAUGCUCAGAGACAGAGGCUACUCCAUCCCCUCCAACGAAAUUGACCUUUCUCUCUCCCAAUUCCGCCACAUGCACGGCAACUCCCCCAACCCUGACCGUCUCCGCCUCUCCCUCACUCACGCCACCAACCCUUCCAAAAGGGUUUUAGUUAUUUUCUGUGGGCCAGGUGCUGUGAAAGUUACAGCCAUUCGGAACAUUGCGGGGCAGAUUGUUAAUAGAGACACUUUGAGUAGCCUUAUAUUGAUAGUGGAGAAUCAUGUUACUAGCCAGGCCUUGAAAGCGGUCAGUCUCUUUUCCUUCAAGGUUGAAAUUUUCCAGAUCACAGACUUACUAGUUAAUAUUACAAAGCAUGUGUUGAAGCCAAAGCACGAGGUGCUGACUGAUAGGCAGAAGAAAAAUCUCCUGAAGAAGUUCAAUGUAGAAGAAAAGCAGCUUCCCCGCUUGCUACGGACUGAUGCAAUUGCACGAUAUUAUGGACUUGAGAGGGGUCAAGUAGUUAAAGUUACCUAUAGUGGGGAAAUCACCCAGAUGCAUGUCACAUAUCGAUGUGUUUGGUGA
Molecule: messenger RNA, 699 nt
Organism: Sphenostylis stenocarpa
Lineage: Eukaryota; Viridiplantae; Streptophyta; Magnoliopsida; Fabales; Fabaceae
Source: the annotation of a GenBank genome assembly